Molecule: messenger RNA, 3350 nt
Organism: Eurypyga helias (sunbittern)
Lineage: Eukaryota; Metazoa; Chordata; Aves; Eurypygiformes; Eurypygidae
Gene: CFAP70
Product: cilia and flagella associated protein 70
Exons: 26
Biological process (GO): cilium movement; cilium assembly
Cellular component (GO): extracellular exosome; motile cilium
Molecular function (GO): protein binding
Source: RefSeq, a predicted model, not a curated record
AGCCAUGGAGGUCCCUGCGGGGCUGUCUGCAGGAGAGGAGGCCGCCGCCUCGCCCGCUGCCGCAGCUUCUCCCAGCCGGUCGCACCCCUCACCACCCAUACAGAUCGCCGUGCUGCAGGCGCAGGGCCUGAAAAGUCUCAAAAGCGAUGUGUCAGUUACUUUGGUGCGUGUGGAGUACAACGGAGCCAUCUUGGGAGACUCCUCCAGGGCUGAUGUCUUGCCAAACGGGACAGCAAACUAUAAUUUCAUGGCCAGCUUUGAGUGCAGCUCCAAUGGGCCCAACUCCUUGGAUGACAUUGCACAAAACCCUGUGCUCUUGACAGUGAUAGAAGUGUGUCAAAGGGAGAAGAGGCAGAAGGAGAAGACUCUGCCUCUUGGCCAAGCUGUGGUGGACCUUCUGCCUCUGCUGCAAGGACAGUGCUCAUUUAAGGUCUUGGCUCCUUUGUAUGCAGUGCCCACCUCGCCAUUAGAGAACCUUCAGCCGGAGGCCAAGGGUGGCCUUGAAGUGACAGUGUGCACCGAAGAGCCCCUGCUUUCUGCAACGCAGCUUUCACAUGGAAACCUCCUGAGCGUCACACUGGAGGCAGCUUACUCUGUCCCUGAGGCGUUUGCUCCCACCGGACCCCUGCAGAACUACAUGGCUUGCUUGCAAGUACCUGGAGCUGGGAAGAAGGAAUUCCCCUUGCUCUUCAAGAAUGGCAUCCUGAAGCUGGCCGGUGAAAAAGAGCCAUUACCCCGGCCCAAAAAAUGGUCCCUUGCUAACGUCAUGGCUCCUGGUGCCCUGAGCAUACCCAACUCCUUCAUUGUUGGUGGGCCCUAUGAGGAUGAGGAUGGGGAGCUCAACAAAAGAGAGGACAGGGAGUUUAGGAUCCAAGCAGAAGGCAUGCAGAGAAUCGUAUGGGACAUGGAAAAGCGCUGUUACCUGGAUCCCACUGCGGUCGUCAUCCUACAGAAUCGCAUUGCGGAGUGCCAGUACUGGCCCGUGGAGGUCUGCAGGAUGGCUGUGGCCUCACCCAGCAAAGGGAAAACUAGCAAAGCUGACAAGGGAGAUGAGGACAAGCAGAUUUUCUUCCAUGGCGUGGCCUAUGUCAACAUGCUGCCUUUGCUGUGUCCUGGUGUGAAACGGAUCCGAGGCGCUUUUCGUGUCUUCUCCUACCAAGACAGCGAGGUGUUCGAGAAGACUAAAAGUCAGCGCAGUGUUUUCUGGGAUCUCAGGUCACAGCUCAGUCAGACUAAGGAAGAGCUGUGGAGCCCAGGAAUCAGUACUCACCUUUCCAGAGUCAUUCCCAGCAAGAAUCAGAAGGAAGAUAAAGAGAAAAUCACCAAAGAUAAGGAUUCCAUCAGAAGGAUGUCCAAUGCGCCCAAAAUCCAGUUGUCAGACACCAGUGAGGAAGCUGAAAAUGUCACAUAUCCCAGUCUUGAUGGACAGCAGUACGUUGAAGCAGGGACGUUCCUGGUGACGGAGAUAAAGCUGGACAAGGCCUUGGUACCCAAGCGAUUGCGAGAGGAGCUCACUGGACGGGUCAAGCAGAUGAUUCCUCCCCGCCCUUUGCUGCCUCCCCGGACCGAAGGAGCCAAGAAGGCUGUGGAAGAUUAUCACAACCAUGUCAUGAGCAUUGCCGUUGCCAUCCUAAGGGAAUACCAUGAGCUCUUUGGGAAGCAGCUGCCUGACCAGGGAACGAUAGACCACCCAACCCUGGAGGAACAGAAGCGUCAGCUCAACUGUAAGCUCAACAGCUCCGGGAAAUAUUUUGCUUUUAAGGAACAGCUAAAGUAUGCUGUUGUGAAGAUUGUGAGGGAGAAAUACCUGAAGACCAUGGCAUUUGAGACCCAGGAGCAGUUCCAGGCAUUUCUCAGUGAGCUCUACGUGUACCUUGUGGACCAGAUGCACAUCGCCCUGAACCAGCUACUGUCCGAGGAAGCUGCUUCCCCUGUCCCUCUGUCCCGCACGACCGAGGAGCAGCUCUGGCUUUUUGCUCGCGAAGCUGAAGUCAACAAGGACUACAAGCUGGCAUCUCUCUACCACCAGCAGAGGUUAGCUCAGGACCAGCACAACAUCCAGUACUGGCUGGACUACGGGGCCUUCUGCCUCCUGCUUGAGGAAACAACCAAAGCCCAGGAGUGCUUCCGGCAGNACCUGUCUGUCCCUCUCCCCAGCUUGCUGCUCUGCGGGAUCGUGGCUGUCACGCUGCAGCACUACGAAGAGGCAGAGAUUUUCUUUGAGGAUGCCUGCUGCUUGGAGCCAGCCAACGUUGUAGCCUGGACUCUUGCUGGUUUGUUUUAUGAGCUGCAGAAUAAUGAUAUUCAGGCAGAAAUGGCUUUCCGUGAGGCUAAGAAGCUACUGCAAGCACAGCUCGCCAAGGAGAGGAACAUCCCUGAGGCUGCUGGGGGAGAAGGAGGAAAAAAGCAAAUCUCUCCUGCGUGCCUGAGGUCCCCCAGCCCAGGCCCAGAAGAGUGCUCGCCAGAUGACUCAGCCAAAAGGGUGCCAGAGAUGUUGGAGCCUGCGCUGGCCUACCCGGAGCCCAAGGCUAUGGCACUGGAGGCAGCCCUGAAAGCACCACCCCCUGGUUCGGGAUAUAGCCAACGUCCCCGCACAAUCUUCAUGAAGGCAGUGGAAUUCCUGAUGAAAGGCAAUGCUGUCCAGUUUGUUCACAGGGCGCUUGCCCACGAGCUGCUGAGCCUUCAGGGAGGCCCCUCCUGUGCAUACUACCUGGCGUUGGCCCAGACAUACUUGCUGAAGGAAGAGUUCUCCAAAUGCGAAGAGUGUCUCUGCGAGGCUGUCAGGAUUGACUACAUGAAUCCAAAUGUCUGGGCUCAGAAAGGGCACCUGUGCUACCUGAAGAGAGACUUCGGGGAGGCAAAGGAAUGCUACGAGCGAGCCAUCAGCUUUGUGGACGAUGCUGCGGAUAUGCACUUCAUCUGCCUGCGCCUGGGCUCCAUCUACCUGGAAGAGAAAGAGUACGGCCGGGCAAAGCAGACCUACCUGCUCGCCUGCAAGAACUCUGCAUCCUGUCUCACCUGGCUGGGGGUGGGAAUCGCCUGCUACAGGCUGGAAGAGAUGCUAGAAGCAGAGGACGCUCUCUCCGAAGCCAAUGCCCUGGAUAACACCAACGCUGAAGUGUGGGGAUAUCUCGCCCUCAUCUGCCUGCAAGGAAGGCGGCAGCUGGAGGCAGAGCAAUGCUACAAAUACGCCAUCAAGGUGGGUACCUCCGCACUGCUGCGGGGCAGCCCGUGGGCAACCGGCGAGCGGCAAAGAAGCCGGCUCAGAGGGCCCCCAGCCCACGGGGUUCUCCCAGCCCACGGGGUUCUCCCAGCCCACGGGGUUCUCCCAGCCCACGGGGCGCCCCCAG